Molecule: messenger RNA, 997 nt
Organism: Erigeron canadensis
Lineage: Eukaryota; Viridiplantae; Streptophyta; Magnoliopsida; Asterales; Asteraceae
Product: succinate dehydrogenase assembly factor 2, mitochondrial
Exons: 5
Coding region: 216-791 (191 amino acids)
Biological process (GO): protein-FAD linkage; mitochondrial electron transport, succinate to ubiquinone; tricarboxylic acid cycle
Cellular component (GO): mitochondrion
Source: RefSeq, a predicted model, not a curated record
AUACACUUUUGUUUGAAAGCGGCCGAAAAAUUGCCACGGUGCACAACCGCCGAUCACACACACACACACACAUAUAUAUAUAUAUAUAUCACAACCGCCUCUAAUUAUAUCUCCGUCACGCCAACUUCUGAAUCUCUAAAUAUCAAUUUUAUUAUUAACACAUCCUUCAAAAUCAAACUCUACAGUUUAAUACAUUAAUAAUAAUAAUAAUAAUAAUGGCGAAUUUAAGAAAAUCUGUAUUAUUUGGCAUUUCUCGCCUCAUCAAUUCAGCUCCCGCUAGGCUACACGCUGCUGCUUCUGCUACCUCCUCAAACGGCGUCGUUUCGUAUCAAUCUGUUUAUAGGCCUGGCAUUAACUCGUUCUCUCGUUUCUAUUCUUCAAAUAAUGGUGUUGAGUUGAUGGACUUUGAUUUGUCUAAUGAAGAAAGCAAACGACAAUUAGUGAACAGAUUGGUGUAUAGGAGUAAACAAAGGGGGUUUCUUGAGCUUGAUUUAGUAUUGGGCAGUUGGGUGGAGAAUCACAUUAGAUCAUUGGAUGAGAAAGGGAUCAAGUCACUUGUCGAUGUCCUUAACCUGGAAAAUCCAGAUUUGUGGAAAUGGCUUACUGGGCAGGAGCAACCCCCUGAAGCAAUCAACACGAAUCCCGUAUUUAUUGAAGUGCGCAGUAAGGUAAUGAAUAACCUUGACAACUAUGCUUCUCCUCAGACAAGGGCUACACCUGGCCAACCAUGGGUGAGAGGAUGGGAUGAUUUCAAGAAAGGUCGUGAUAGCCCCAUUGUUGGUAAUCAGUAGACCUUCCAAUGGCUCAUUUCCAUAGUUAAGUUCACUUAUGCGAAAAGCAACAAGAAUAAAUCCGUUAUAAGCUAAAUAUGUGUAAUUGCAUAAGACCCUUAAAUCUAUAUAGUGUUAUAUGCAUUGAAGAUGUAUGAAUAUUGUUGUAUACCUUAGUAAUUAGUAUAUAAUGGCAUCGAGGCUUGAAUAAAAUAUUUUUUUUAUCA